Messenger RNA from Archocentrus centrarchus (flier cichlid), 3639 nucleotides. RefSeq names its product mitogen-activated protein kinase 7 (gene mapk7). NCBI's taxonomy places the organism in Eukaryota, Metazoa, Chordata, Actinopteri, Cichliformes, Cichlidae. The coding region runs from base 131 to 3478 and encodes 1115 amino acids. The transcript has 7 exons. Gene Ontology annotation, biological process: protein phosphorylation. Gene Ontology annotation, molecular function: ATP binding; MAP kinase activity. The record is from RefSeq and is a predicted model, not a curated record.
GCAAUGUGGUUGGUCCGAAACAUGACACUCAAAGCCAACCCGGAACCGUACAUGGACGCGGCAGACAAAAACAAAAGAGAGUCGCGCUUCUACGGGGUUAAAACAUCAAUGCGUUUGGCUCGCAAGAGAAAUGUCACUUAAAGAUGGUGGAGAGAGUAAAAAUGGUCAACCUGUGGCAUCCCCUGAAAGAAUGGCCACAGACAAAAGCAGAGAAAACCAAAAGCGGCAGGGAGUCGAGGGAACAGGCAGCACCACAGACACCAGCACAGCAGCAAAGAACUUGGCUUUCCUUAAAGCACACUCUCUAGAUGUGAAGUUCGAUGUUGGAGAGGAGUAUGAUAUUAUAGAAACCAUUGGCACUGGGGCCUAUGGUGUUGUUUCAUCAGCCAGACGGCGGGACAAUGGACAGCAGGUGGCGAUAAAGAAGAUCUCCAAUGCUUUUGAAGUGGUGACGAAUGCCAAACGUACACUGAGGGAACUGAAAAUUCUUAAACACUUCAAACAUGAUAACAUUAUUGCCAUCAAAGACAUCCUGCAACCAAAUCUUCCUCACUCUGCCUUCAAGUCUGUGUAUGUGGUAUUGGACCUCAUGGAGAGUGAUCUGCACCAGAUUAUACAUUCUGCCCAGACACUAACCCCAGAGCACACACGCUACUUUCUGUACCAGCUCCUCCGUGGCCUUAAGUAUGUGCACUCUGCCAACGUCAUCCACCGUGACCUCAAACCUUCCAACCUGCUGGUGAAUGAAAACUGUGAGCUAAAAAUCGGUGACUUCGGCAUGGCCAGGGGUCUCAGUUCACACCCUGAGGAGUCUCAUUCUUUCAUGACUGAAUAUGUGGCAACUCGAUGGUACCGUGCUCCUGAACUCCUGUUGUCUCUAAAUCACUAUACUUUGGCUAUCGACUUGUGGUCCGUGGGCUGCAUCUUUGCUGAAAUGUUGGGACGUAAACAGCUUUUUCCUGGGAAGCACUACGUACACCAGCUCCAACUUAUUCUGAAUGUGUUAGGCACUCCUCCUGAGGGUCUAAUCGGUGCUAUUAGGGCUGACAGGGUGCGCUCAUAUGUUCAGAGUCUUCCAUCACGCUCUCCUGUACCUUUGGCCAAACUAUAUCCACAAGCUGAACCAGCAGCUUUAGACUUGCUGGCGGCCAUGCUGCGCUUUGACCCUCGCCAGCGAAUCAGUGUGACAGAAGCUCUGGAGCAUCCUUACCUGGCGAAGUACCACGACCCAGAUGAUGAGCCAAUUUGCGUGCCAGCUUUUGACUUUGAGUUUGACAAGCUUCCAAUGAACAAGGAACAAAUUAAAGAGGCAAUUCUGAUGGAGAUCCAGGACUUUCACAGAAACAAACAAACCUCUCGUCAGAGGCUGCAGUUCAGGCCUUUGGUGAGGAUGAAUGGUGGAGCUGCAGCGCAAAGCAGUAACCACUGCAAUGCUCAGCCUGCCACUGUCAGCCUGACAAAAUCAACAGUGGUUCCGUUGGCACAACACCCACAAGCAGCACAGAUACAGCAGCAGCAAAUGAGAGAGGUCAAAUCUCAGCAGCAACGAGACCACACACCAGCAGAAGGGAGCCACGCAUUUACAAAUCAAAUGACAACCUUCAAUAAGCCUUCAUCUGUUUUAGAAGCCGCCCCCACCCAUGUCUCCCAUAAUUUACCUAUCCUCAGUAAAAGCGAAAGUGGCCCAGUUGAUGUGGACAUGCCCAGUGCCAACUCAGAAAACGGUCAACCAGAGACUAUAGAUUUAACAACACCAGUGUCUAGUCAGGAUGCUUCAUCAGAGACGAUGAGAGACGGCGAGACACAGCGGCAGCUAACAAACAGUCAGACUCCUCUAGCUCGAAACACCCAGAGCCACACCAUGGCCCAGGCGGCAAACUCCAUUCCUACGAAAUCAGCACAGACACUGACACUGCUCUCCACCACUGUGCCUUCCCUCUCUCUCUCUGCAGCACAGGCCCAGUCACUUUCUCAAUCUCUUUCACAGUCACUGUCCAAGACUGCCAGACCCGCUCCAUGUGCAGCAGAGGGAACCAGAAAAGAAGGUGCUAUUUCAGAAGAUACUAAAGCUGCACUUAAAGCAGCUUUAUUGAAAUCAGCUCUCAGAAAUAAAGCCAGGGGUGAUGGAGGCACUUCUGCUCUGGGCAUCGACACAAGCGCAGGAGGAGGUGUAUCGUCCUCCCUGUCUUCCGUUCCAGAGUCGCGUCGGCCUGUCACAGCCCAGGAGCGUCAACGAGAAAGAGAGGAGAAAAGAAGGAAGAGGCAGGAACGCGCAAGAGAGAGGGAGAGGAAAAUGAGAGAAAAAGAAAAAAGAGAAGGAAAACAAGGGGAUUCGCUGGGUGGGGUUCUGCUGAGUGACAACGAUAAAAGUCUUUUGCAGCGCUGGACAAAGAUGAUGGACAGCCGCAAUGAGAAAUCUCAGACUUGUAAUAACGACGGCGCAAAGAUAAAGGACUGCAAUGUGCACAGAGGCGUAGUUAUCACUGAUAACUCUCAAGGAGCACUAAACAAUAAAACAGAUAAGGAAGCGAUGUCUCAAGUUAAACCUAACCAGCCGGGCUUGUUUCAGGCUCCCAGCACCCAGCAACCAUCGUUAGUUUUCUCCAUGAGCCAGACGAAGCCUCCAGCGGAUAUAGUUGUUGCUGUAAGUGGAGGCAUAGAUAUAAUGACUGUCACUAGUGGCUUUGUUAAAAACGACACACUGAAACCUCACAGUGAGAGCAAUGGGCAGAGUGGAUUCAAUUGUUUGGGGAAUUGGAGUGGGCAGCAAUUAGAGACAAGGGCACAGCCAAACAGGACAUCACAGCCGCUGCCGCCGAGCUUUCUUCAGCCACAGCUCCAACCUCAGAAUCAAACUCAACCUGACCCUCAACCUCAGUCACAGCUGCUUGCCCUGGAGGGUUUUUUGUCAAAACCUCCACCACUGAGCACCAGAGAAACAAACCGGAAUGUGGAUAUCAGAGGGCAGACUAAUCAUAACUCCCACUCCAACUCCCUCACUGCAAGUGCUGGACCAAUGGAGAAGAUUUGUCCCUCUGCAGGAGAGAAAACUGCACCACAGACCACAAAUCCUCUCUGUGGAUCUUUAGGGGUCCCCUCUCAGCCUAAGUCCAGCUUAGGGUUCACAGAUACUGGACAGCAAGGACCCUCCAUUGCCCCCGACAUUCAUAUGGUGACACUGCAGCUCUCAAAGUCCCAGGUAGAGGACCUUUUACCCCCUGCAUUCUCAGUCACCCCUAAGGGCAGCGGGGCUGGCUACGGCUUGGGCUUUGACCUGGAUGACCUUCUCAACCAAUCUCUUACAGACUUGCAACACUGUGACCGAGAAUGUUAUGACUCAGCCCCCCUCUCGGCCUCCCUUUUAUCUGAUUGGAACGAGGUUCACCGCAUGACUCCAGCUGAUCUGGAGUCUCUGCAGCAGGAGUUACAGCUCGGCUCUCCCAUGAUUCUCUCUGAUACCAUCCCUCCUGACGCCUGACUUACCCUUUCCUGAGACAACAUUUGGAUUUGUGUGAAUUUUUUUUUUUUUUUUUAAACAUAAAAGCCCAUUAAUUUAAAAGCUACCUUUUCAAAUAGGCACUACCAUGAAGUCAUUUUUUACCAUUACAACAUGCUGUGCUUUCUUAAUAAUAAAGAUAA